Messenger RNA from Chionomys nivalis (European snow vole), 3929 nucleotides. RefSeq names its product ariadne RBR E3 ubiquitin protein ligase 2 (gene Arih2). Gene Ontology annotation, biological process: positive regulation of proteasomal ubiquitin-dependent protein catabolic process; protein polyubiquitination; ubiquitin-dependent protein catabolic process. Gene Ontology annotation, cellular component: ubiquitin ligase complex; cytoplasm. The record is from RefSeq and is a predicted model, not a curated record. The transcript has 15 exons. Bases 243 to 1775 code for a protein of 510 amino acids. Gene Ontology annotation, molecular function: zinc ion binding; ubiquitin conjugating enzyme binding; ubiquitin protein ligase activity. Lineage: Eukaryota; Metazoa; Chordata; Mammalia; Rodentia; Cricetidae.
ACGGCUCCGCCGGAGGAAGCAGCGCGGGCCCGACUCGCGCCCGCCCGCCGCCUCCGCUGCCGCUACGCUCCAGUCAGGCUCUUCUGGCCCAGCUUGACCUGAUCUGGCCGGCCUAGGCUCUGCGGCCGCAGGGCCGCGGCUCCCGAAGACAAAAAAGCUAAUGCAUUUGAGACAACGAUAAAAUUGGGGGGAAGGGAAAAAGCAACUGAUUUCCUGAUUCUCCAACUUGGCUGGAUGUUAAGAUGUCCGUGGACAUGAACAGCCAGGGGUCUGACAGCAAUGAAGAGGACUAUGACCCAAACUGUGAGGAAGAGGAAGAAGAGGAAGAGGACCCUGGGGACAUAGAGGACUACUAUGUGGGAGUAGCCAGUGAUGUGGAGCAGCAGGGGGCUGAUGCUUUUGAUCCUGAAGAGUACCAGUUCACUUGCUUGACCUAUAAGGAAUCUGAGGGUGCCCUCCAUGAGCAUAUGACCAGCUUAGCUUCUGUCUUAAAGGUAUCUCACUCAGUUGCAAAACUUAUAUUAGUUAAUUUCCACUGGCAAGUCUCAGAGAUUCUGGACAGGUACAGGGCAAAUUCUGCCCAGCUGCUUGUUGAGGCUCGAGUUCAGCCCAAUCCAUCCAAACAUGUCCCCACAGCCCAUCCCCCUCACCACUGUGCAGUGUGUAUGCAGUUUGUGCGGAAGGAGAACCUACUCUCUCUGGCCUGCCAACAUCAGUUUUGCCGAAGCUGCUGGGAGCAGCAUUGCUCCGUGCUUGUCAAGGAUGGUGUUGGUGUGGGGGUCUCGUGCAUGGCUCAGGACUGUCCACUCCGAACACCAGAGGACUUUGUAUUUCCCUUGCUUCCCAAUGAAGAAUUGAGAGAUAAAUACAGGCGCUACCUCUUUAGGGACUAUGUGGAGAGCCAUUACCAGCUCCAGCUGUGCCCCGGUGCAGACUGCCCCAUGGUUAUUCGGGUACAGGAGCCUAGAGCUCGCCGAGUACAGUGCAAUCGAUGCAACGAGGUCUUCUGUUUCAAGUGUCGACAGAUGUAUCACGCCCCCACAGACUGCGCCACAAUCCGGAAAUGGCUUACGAAGUGUGCAGACGACUCUGAAACGGCUAACUACAUUAGUGCUCACACUAAAGAUUGUCCCAAGUGCAACAUCUGCAUUGAGAAGAACGGAGGCUGCAAUCACAUGCAAUGCUCCAAGUGUAAGCAUGACUUCUGCUGGAUGUGUCUAGGGGAUUGGAAGACGCACGGCAGUGAGUAUUAUGAGUGCAGUCGGUACAAGGAGAACCCUGACAUCGUCAACCAGAGUCAACAAGCCCAGGCCAGGGAGGCCCUCAAGAAGUACUUGUUCUACUUUGAGAGGUGGGAAAACCACAAUAAAAGUUUGCAGCUUGAGGCACAAACAUACCAACGGAUUCAUGAGAAGAUUCAGGAGAGGGUUAUGAACAAUCUGGGGACAUGGAUUGACUGGCAAUACCUGCAGAACGCUGCUAAGCUGUUGGCCAAGUGUCGAUACACCCUGCAAUACACCUAUCCAUAUGCGUACUACAUGGAGUCUGGUCCUAGGAAGAAGCUGGCCCUGCCCGGCUACAGCCCCUCUCCUUUUGACCCUCCUGCUCUGCCCAUACAGUUUGAAUACCAGCAGGCUCAGCUGGAGGCUGAAAUUGAAAACCUGUCGUGGAAAGUUGAGCGUGCAGACAGCUAUGACAGAGGGGACUUGGAAAACCAAAUGCACAUAGCAGAGCAGCGGAGAAGAACCCUGCUGAAGGAUUUUCACGACACCUAAGCUGGGCUGUGGAUGUGCCGGGGUGAGGAAGAUGUAGCUGUGGGCGUCCCGGCUACCAUACUGCAUGCUGCAGGCUCUGCCUUCACGACCCCAGGCAACAGCCAGGGCCCCACUCCUGAGAGACACUGGCAACAACCUCUUAGUCAAUUUGUUUUCUCCUCAUCUUUUUGCUUUUUGUUUCUACCAGGGUAGAGGCCAUGUUGAACCGGCCUCUAGUAAGGACUUUUAUUAAAUUCUCCCUGGAUGGUUGUUGGGAGGGAGGGAACUUUUUUUUCCUGAAUGGCUAUUAAUAGUAUUAGAUCAUUACAACUUAUGUAAUUUUCAAAGGUUGUACGAUUAUAAAGAAAAAAAGGCAAACCAUAGGAUAACACAGAGCCCUUUUGAAAAUAAAUUGGCUUUGGAGUGUAUACCCUCUAGCAAUUUUACUUAGAAUGUAAUCUGAUGCUGCCCAGCCACCAGCCUCAGAAUAUCUGUGCUGCCAGGGUCCCUGGGGUGGCGUCUGCUUUCCAGCAUCCUGUUUGACGGUAGCUGGAGUCCAAGGGAAGAGCAAGGGUGGCAGAUGGUGGGGAGCUGAGUUGGCCUGCAUAACAGGCCUGGCGCACAGGGAGUCACGUGCCUCCUGCCUUCGCUGGGCAGCAAGGGCACAGAGCAAGCAAGGUCUCAAUAUGGCUUACUUUUAUUCUUCAAUUUGAGACUUACUUGAGUUAGGCCACCAAGCCAGAAGCCACAACAGAGCAGAGGUGGGCUUUCGCACCUCCAGACUGGGAGACUGGUUCAGCGUGGUGCUUCCUUUUGUCUCCUAAAGAUAAGAGAGCCACCUUUGAAAGGAAUCAUUCCCCGAAUAAGUUUCCUUUUCUUUGGUUGUUCCUUUUGAUCCAGUAUUCAAUGGUGUACUCUGACCAGGGCCACACGUGCGGUGUCCAACACUGUCUUACUGCAUUCUUGUGGACAUCAAGGUAGAGUUCAGCAUGGCCCUUUCAAGGGCAUGGGCCUUGUGGCUCAAGAGCUAGGUUUGCACAAGUUAUUUUUAUGUUAGCCUGGAGUGUGGCCAGACACUACUCUGGGCUGGGAUAUGUUCCCUUUCGCCUAGUUGCGGUUGUCAGAGGACCCCAUCUCUAGGGUCUGGGAGUCUAAGGCCAGGAGAAUGCCUGGUUGUGGUCCCAGUUCCUUUACUAGAAGGGGCUGGCCAGAGGAAAGGACCAGUCCUUGCACAGUCAAGUGCACGGGGACAGGCAGCUUGCCUGGUGUCCUUCCUGUCUUGAACCUGGUCCUGUGGGCCUUUGAAAAGUUAGAUCUGUGAUCUCUGGGGUUUCCAUGGCUUUGUUCAGUGCCUCCCUCUGAGACUGGCAGAGCUGUCUAUACUUGACAGGGCCUCCUUGAACUCCUAGGAGAGCCUGCAGAGAAAUCUGUGAAUAUUGCGAUGCAGAUUCUUUGAUAUUCAUACAUUUUCACCUCCAGUCAACAAUUACCUAGGUACCAUGUAAAGCUACAAAAUUGAGUUGUUUUCAAGACAGGUGACAGCUGUGACUCUUGGGGUACUUGGCCAGCUACACGUUCUCUUUCACCUCCUCAGGUUUUGUCUCUUCAUGUUGUCCCCGACAAGUGAGAGAUUGUGGGGUGAAUUGGAAGUAGUUUGGUAUGUAUCAAUUGAUCCCAAAAUAACAGUAGGAGCUAAUUGUAAACCAGGAAUAUUCCUACCGCAGGGCCCGGGGUGGCACGUGCAUUCUGUGCUGAUGCACAGCCUUCCAUCAGUGGCACUGCCGUGACACAGAACCAGAGUUGCAGCUCUGCAACCUAAACCCCUUGGGCGCUUUCUGAACUGCGCAGCUGACAUGCUACUUAUCAGCUGUGACCCUGACCAUUUGCACUGCAGGAAGCUUUGCCAGCCACAGCUGGUAGUACUUCACCUGUGGACGCCUUCCUUUUGCGCCCUCAGUGGCCAUCCUUUGCAUCAUUAUCAGGGACAUCUUAAAGGUCAGGCAGAGAUGUUUUUUGUUUUUUGUUUUUUUGGUUUGGUUUUGUUUGGCGUUUUGCCCUGCAAAGGGUAGAGAAAGAUGUGUUUUCCUGAACUGACCAGAUCCUUGUUUUUCUUUAAAGAAAAGUUGAGGUGAUGUCAUCUGCUCAAAGUUGAGUGGUUUAUCAGAAUAAACUAAG